AUGGAUCCCAAAACCGCCGAAUCAUUCCCGGCUCAGAAGCAUCACCAGCACUCUCUUGGGGGCCUUAUUACCGCCGCGAGUGUGGCAGAAAACUCUUUACAUCACAUAAACGGAGUUAUUCUCUCAAGCCCAGCUCUGACUGAAGGUCUGCCGUUGCCUGCAGAGUAUCUGGUUCAUCUUCUCGCCUACUUUAUGCCCACCACGCAAAUCCCCACACCAAAGGCUUCUGCCCAUGAUUUGUGCAGUGAUCCUGAGCAAGCACGUCUAGCUGCCAAAGAUGAAUCCAAGUACAAAGGCCAAAUCUCAUUCUUAGUCGCAUCCACCGCUCUGCGGGUGGCAAGGAGAUUAUGGGCAAGGUGUGGGCAAUGGACUCAGCCAACGCUCGUCAUCCACGGCACCAGUUAUUCGCACGCCCAGUUUCGGCUAAGUGAAUGCCUGGUACGGGAUAUUGCAUCGACGGACAAGACUUUGCACCCUGUGGAAGGGGGAUAUCACGAACUUCUGAACGAAGAAAGGCCUGAAGAGAUUAUCAAGCUCUUGUUCGACUGGUUGGAGAGUCACAUGUAA
Fusarium vanettenii 77-13-4 is the source of this 567-nucleotide messenger RNA. RefSeq lists its product as uncharacterized. Gene Ontology annotation, molecular function: lipase activity. Gene Ontology annotation, cellular component: membrane. The record is from RefSeq and is a predicted model, not a curated record. Lineage: Eukaryota; Fungi; Ascomycota; Sordariomycetes; Hypocreales; Nectriaceae. The transcript is spliced from 2 exons. The coding region runs from base 1 to 567 and encodes 188 amino acids.